AUGCCUGUUGAAGAAAACUACAGUAACAUUGAGAGAGAAGCGCUUGCGUGCACUUGGGCAAGUGACCGUUUAAAAUGUUUCCUGAUGGGUAAAAUGUACACAAUUGAGAGCGACCACAAACCGCUUGUCUCAAUUUUCAAAAGACAAAAUUUGGAAGAGCUCUCACCGAGGCUACAGCGAUUCCGAAUGCGUAUGAUGAGAUACGAUUAUCGCAUGACCUGGACCCCAAGAAAAGACCUUGCCAUAGCAGAUCUGCUAUCGAGAUGUCCUAUUCCGGCUAAUGAAGAUGGCGAAUUGACAGAAGAAGUGGAAGCCUUCGUCCAUGAAAUCAGUAUGAUUAGAAUAAACACUACAGACGAAAAUGUGACAAAAGUACUUCACUCACAAAUGAGGGAUCCAAUAUGUGCACAACUCAAGCUAAACAUUUUAGACGAAUGGCCUGGAAAAUCAAGUUUACCUAAUGGGAUUCAAGAAUACUUUAACGUGAAAGACGAGUUAAGUUGUAUUGAUGGGUUAUUGCUUCGAGGAACUCGGAUGAUAAUACCUCAUGAACUACGAGCGGAAAUGCUUGAGAGGCUUCACAGUGGGCACUUGGGAAUCACAAAAACAAGGAAACGUGCUUUGGAAACCAUGUGGUGGCCUGGAAUUUCUCAAGAAAUAGAAAGAAAAAUAAGAGACAAUCUUCCAUAUACUUUGGUUGGAAAUCCUGUUGAAAAUAAAGACUUUUUUGAGAGGGAGAAUAAGUACCAGUCGAAGUAA
This is a messenger RNA of Macrosteles quadrilineatus (aster leafhopper), 759 nucleotides long. RefSeq lists its product as uncharacterized. The transcript has a single exon. NCBI's taxonomy places the organism in Eukaryota, Metazoa, Arthropoda, Insecta, Hemiptera, Cicadellidae. The record is from RefSeq and is a predicted model, not a curated record. The coding region runs from base 1 to 759 and encodes 252 amino acids.